Messenger RNA from Paramacrobiotus metropolitanus, 2504 nucleotides. Its product is annotated as SUN domain-containing ossification factor-like. Gene Ontology annotation, biological process: protein folding in endoplasmic reticulum. Lineage: Eukaryota; Metazoa; Tardigrada; Eutardigrada; Parachela; Macrobiotidae. The coding region runs from base 1 to 2271 and encodes 756 amino acids. The record is from RefSeq and is a predicted model, not a curated record. The transcript is spliced from 5 exons. Gene Ontology annotation, cellular component: cytoplasm; membrane.
AUGUUAUUGUUAUACACCCGUGGAUCCAUCGGGUGCGCCUGUGAUCUCCGAAAGCAAAAUGAUCCCACACCACCAGAAACACCUUUACAGAAAACGGAAUCUGAUGAGGUCUCCGUGUCAGAAACAUCCACAAUUGCUCCUCCAGAAGCAGUUAUCGCUGCACCCACCGUGUCACAAACGGUUUAUUCCCUCCCGAUACCCAACGUGUUUUUCCAUCCGCCCCUUCUCGACACUUUUUGGAACGUCUUCCUGCACUCCGGCAGACGUGGUGUUGGUAAAAACACCCCGACCCACGCGGUCGACGUCCCUCCGCCGAUUCCGGCCGUGGAUGCACCGAGCAGCACCAUUUCCAAAGCGGAGGAGGAUAUGCCGCCGUUCGAGGAGUGGCGACAGCAGAAGCUAGUGGAAAAGGAGAAAAGCGGAGCGGGGAAUAAUGGCACGGGCAAGCGGCGACCGCGGACGAUGAAGAACACCAACUACGCUUCCAUUGCUUGCGGAGCGAAAGUCAUCGCGCACAAUGCGGAAGCGGAGAAUCCGGGUGCGAUAUUGUCCUCCAGCCGCGAUGAAUAUAUGCUGAAUCCGUGUAAAGCGCGAAAAUACUUUGUGGUGGAAUUGUGUGAGUCCAUACAUGUUCAUGGAUUUGAUAUCGGCAAUAUGGAAUUGUUUUCUAAUAUUCCUCGACAGAUUCAGGUCUCUGCAUCUGUCCGAUUUCCAACCCGUGAUUGGAUUGAUCUCGGGCGGUACGACAUGAAGGAAUCUCGCACAAUACAGAACUUCAGUGUCGCCGUCAAAAGUGGUUUUGUUAAGUAUGUCAGAGUGGAAAUGUUGGAGCAUUAUGGCAAAGAGCACUACUGCCCGAUCAGUCUGUUCCGUCUCUUUGGGACCAGCAUGGUUGAAGAAUACGAAAACUCGGUGGAUGAUGACGACGACGACGGUUCCGGGCAUGAAACCGGUGUGGAUGAGGAUGCGUAUAUGGAACAAGAUAAGUGGGGACAAGACACACUAAGUACCGGUGGAUUCGGCAACGGCAUCACGGAUCUGGUGGUUAACUUCGUAAAGAAAGUGUCAUCUAGUGGGUAUAGUUUACUUAAAGGAAAUGCCAAGAAUUCCACACCGGCACCCUGCCGUAAUGCGACGGCGAUCAUAUCGGCUUUGCAUUCAAAUGAUACCGAACAUGGGGAUACAUCACCGCAUGAUUCUCGAAUUGCACCGAAUUCUCCGCUUUUGCGUUUGUGUUUCUCGACAUCGAAAGGAUGGGAUGCCACCACUCCAACCUGCCAGUACAUUUGGUGCCUCCUGCAAGCUUCUAACUCCACUUUGUCGUUCUGUCCAUUAUCGCCGGAUAACAGUAAUCCCGUCUUCCAAUUCUCGACGCCUGAAGUUUUCGAGUGCGAGGAAACAAUGCCGAAAUUACCAAAUGAGAUUGGUGUUGCUGUGCCAUCACCUGCUGCGCACAAUCACCACGAAACGACACCGGAAGCUCCUGCAGCGACUGUACCUGUUUCCACUGUGCCUAUCACUACAGGGGAAAGCCAGAUUGCACCUGCUAAAGAGAUUAUUAGUGAAAAUGCCUCCGGAACGGCAGCGGAGACUGUCCCAGAGAUUACAAAAGCAAACGCAGAGGAUUUGAAGAAUGUUAGCGACGAAAAAGUGGAGAAAAGAAAUGUCAAUGCGACGGUGAUUAACAUGGCAGUUCCGGUUCAACCUCCGGUAAACGCGACGCCGGGACAGAAGGAAUCGGUGUUCGUUCGCUUGGGUAAUCGUUUGAAGACGCUGGAACUGAAUAUGAGUCUGAGUGGACAGUAUUUGCAUGAGCUGAGUCGGAGAUUUAAGAAACAGGGCGAGGAGAGUGCCAGGAAUUUUACUGUGGUGUUUACAAAAGUAACCGAAAUCACUAAAUCCACCGCCGACAGCCAAAACGAAUUGAAUCGCCGUGUGCAGCAACUGGAAGCACGGAACAAGUAUUUGGAGCAAGCCUUGCAGGACACGGAGAGCACGUUGUGGAUGUUGCGACUGGUGUUGCCGGCGGUGAUUUUGUGCGUCAUUUUGGUCAGUGUGAUAUGCUUCAUCGUUGGAUUCUACUUGUUACGUCGGUAUGUCCUGCGUGCGGUGAUCGAUGAUAUUAGCAAGCGCUUGAUAGUCCAUCAGAAUGGUUAUGCCAAUGGAGCGGUGGCCAGUUCCUCGCGUAGGCCGAACGGACUAGUCAAACACCGACAAAAGGUCGUUGUGCGACCGGAAAUGAAUGCAGACGAUGCAGUUGUUCCUGGUUAGAUGUCAAAUGUUUUUUGCACAUGUUUCUUUUUAUUUUGUUAGUGGAUCUGGAAGUUUUGCUCAGUUGGAAACAGGUUGAGGUUGUUUUGCUAGUCUGUAUUUAUGCUCCAGUGUUACUAAACGAUUUCCUGUUUUUGCAAGUUUGAAAGUCACGGUGUAUAGCGUUUACCCGUUUUUGCCAUUUUAUGGCAUCAUGUAGCAUUUGUACGGAAAAAAAACAGAAUGUGAUGUUG